AUGGCGAGAAUAUCGACACUGGGCAUGUGCACUAAACAUGCACACCGGUACAACAGCACUCAGCUACAGAUGCGGAUGCCAUUUGCGGACGAGCAGGCACAUGUAUACACCACAACUAAACACUUCGAAGUCUCGAUCUACAUGCCCGAUUCACUUGGAUACAGCACUGUGACUACCGAUCGCGCAUCUGUCCUCACACUAGGAUCAGGUGCAAGUACCAACCAGACCUAUUUAUUUGCUGGUCCACCUUCCGGCCGAACUAGUCUCUCGCCUACCCGCCCAUCUUCUGUCUCGUAUCGCGGGUCUCGAAUGCCGGAGCACUCGUCAGGUCUCGUCCGCAGUCGUCGAGGCCAUGGGCGCCAUGAACGCCCCGAACUGCCCGUUCCAGCCGAGUACACGGUCGGCAUAUCCGCCUCGAGGCUGGUCUCGUUCAGUUGCCUCAAAAGUCUGAUCCUCCUUGUCUGUCUGUCCUCCAUUUGCUUCAUUACCGCCCGUGGCGAUGGACGCUCGGGUACAAUCGGACCCCAACGUCUCCAGCCAUCGACAGACACACGUCGGUUUGCUCGAGUCCAGCACCUCAAUCCGACCGCACCGUUGGCCGGCGCCCCGGCGACCGCUUGUGCUCUCUUCCAUGCGCUGCCCGGCGAUCUGGCCGAGAUCUGGCAAGUGUCUGCAGGCGGGGACCUUUUACGUCGGUUGGCUCGACUACCGGUAAACGGUAGCCUCAAGCAGGAUGGUGAACCCUUACUCGGCCGUGCCGAGCCGGAACAACUGACCACUUGUCAUGUGAUACGUCCGAGGCCGGACGGCGAAAAUGGAGAGGAUAUAGUCAGUCAGACCUUUGUCGUCAACGAGGGUCAGGACACUAGCUAUCUGGGUCAACAUAUC
This is a messenger RNA of Protopolystoma xenopodis, 888 nucleotides long. The record is from the annotation of a GenBank genome assembly. Lineage: Eukaryota; Metazoa; Platyhelminthes; Monogenea; Polystomatidea; Polystomatidae.